CUAGGAGACGGGACGCGGGGCCGGCGGCUCGGAGGGCGGGCUGGCCGCGCCCGCCCGGUCGCCAUGGAACUUUCCCCAGAGCCUGGCGAUUUUCCUCGAGCCUGGGACGACGACUCGGACCCGGAGCCGGACCCGGAGCCCGAUCCGGACGCGCAGGCCGAAGCGUACGUGGCCCGCGUGCUCAGCCCCCUGCAGCCCAGGGCCGCGCCCCCGCGCGCCUCGCUGCUGCCCAGGCCCGCCGCGUCCGCGGGCGCCGUGGAGCCCCGGGCCGCGGCCAGCUUCCCUCCGGUGGGAAGGCCGGGCCUGCUGAGCCUCCCUCCGGAGCUGUUACUCGAGAUCUGCGCCUACCUGGACGCGCGCCUCGUGCUGCACGUCCUGUCGCGCGUGUGUCACGCGCUGCGCGACCUGGUGUGUGACCGUGUCACCUGGAGGCUGCGCGCGCGGCGCCGCGUGCGCGCGCCCUACCCAGUAGUGGAAGAGGAGGACUUCGACUGGCCAACGGCCUGCAUUGAACUGGAGCACCACCUGGCCUGCUGGGCGGAGGAUGGGCGUCGGGCUGAGUACUUCUGCCUGGCUGAUGGGCACAUUGCAUCCAUUGACUCAGUGCUGCUGCUCCAGGGUGGGACGCUCUGUUUGUCUGGCUCUCGAGAUCGCAAUGUCAACCUGUGGGACCUGCGGCGGCUAGGGGAGGAGCCUAGCCGGGUCCUGGUCAAGUCCUUGGGCACAGAGAAGAACAGCACACACAAGGGCUGGGUGUGGUCGCUGGCGGCACAGGACCACCACGUGUGCUCUGGCUCCUGGGACAGCACGGUGAAGCUGUGGGACAUGGCGGCCGAAGGGCAGCAGUUUGGAGAGAUAAAGGGCAAGGCAGCCGUGCUGUGCCUUGACUACCGCCCUGACAUCUUGGUGGCCGGGACCUAUGACCGGAAGGUGGCCCUCUACGACCCCCGAGCUGGCCCAGCCCUGCUGCAGAACUGGCGGCUGCACUCGGGCGCCGUCCUGGCGCUGCUGGCCGACGACAGGCACAUCAUCUCCAGCAGCGAGGACCGCACGCUGGUGGUGGUCGACCGGCGGGCCAACCGUGUUCAGCAGCGGCUGCAGAUGGACUCCUACCUGCUCUGCAUGUCCUACCAGCAGCCCCAGCUCUGGGCCGGCGACAACCUGGGCCAGCUGCAAGUCUUCGCCAACCGCCAUGGCUGCUUCCAGCUUGUCCGGUCCUUCAACGUGGGCCAUAAGUCGCACAUCACAGGGAUCAAACACUCUCUGGGAGCCUUGUACACCACGUCCAUCGACAAGACCAUCCGGGUCCACGUGCCCACGGACCCGCCCUGGACCAUCUGCACCCGCAGCCACCACAGAGUCCUGAAUGGGAUUUGUGCUGAGGGCAACUUGGUGGUGGCCGCCUCGGAGGACUCCUCGCUGGAGGUCUGGAGGCUGCAGGCCUGAGCAGGACGCCGCCGCGGCUGUUGGUGUGCACUGCCCACCCAGGCAAGCCUGGCCUCUUCCUGGGGACCUCCCCCACUGGUGCUGCCUCUGCCCUGCCCCACAGGCCUGGGCACGGAGUCCUGGGCCUGGCUCGGUGGGUCCCGUGCUGGCCCCCACCUGGCCCCUCAGGGACCUGCCGCUCCCCCUGCACCUUGCAUGUCGUUUUGUGGAAAGGGUCUCACUGUGUAGCCAGGCUGCCUCCUGCUUGUGGCUCCUGGCUGCUGGGAUGCCAGGUGGGUGCUACCGUGCCCGGCCGGGGCCCUGGUUCUGUUAGUGUUUGGAAACUCCUCUCUGGUGACAGUGAGGAGGAAUAAACCUGUGGAGUGUGCAGA
Dipodomys spectabilis (banner-tailed kangaroo rat) is the source of this 1817-nucleotide messenger RNA. RefSeq names its product F-box and WD repeat domain containing 9 (gene Fbxw9). Lineage: Eukaryota; Metazoa; Chordata; Mammalia; Rodentia; Heteromyidae. The coding region runs from base 64 to 1446 and encodes 460 amino acids. Gene Ontology annotation, cellular component: preribosome, large subunit precursor. The record is from RefSeq and is a predicted model, not a curated record. The transcript has 10 exons. Gene Ontology annotation, molecular function: protein binding.